This is a messenger RNA of Prorocentrum cordatum, 1118 nucleotides long. NCBI's taxonomy places the organism in Eukaryota, Dinophyceae, Prorocentrales, Prorocentraceae. The record is from the annotation of a GenBank genome assembly.
GCUCAGGCCGCGCCCGUUGCGCGCCUAGGUCCGCCCGUUCCGCGCCCCUCGCCUCCAGGACCGGCGCGAGGCAAAGGGCCUCACCCGAGGGGGGUGAGCCGGGCCCCGGCCACGAUGAGCAGCAGCGACUACUUGUCGUCUGGCGGCGUCCGCACCCCCGAGAUCCUCGCCCAGGCGCCUCGGCAGCCGCUUCGGCAGCCGCAGCAAGGAAAGCAGGCCGCCACCAAGGAUGAGCUCUUCCUGGAGGGCUACGGGCGCCAGUUCGGUGAGAAGCUCACGUACAGCAUGGGGCUGACGUACGGCAUGGGGCUGCUGGGCGGCGGCGCCUACGGGGCCCUGCUCGGGCUGCGGCAGGGUGGCGCCACCCCGAAGCUCUUUGUGAACUCGGUGCUCAACUCGAGCAGUCGCUACGGGCCUGCCCUGGGGAACCAGUGCGCUGUCAUCACCCUCUUCUACGUUACCUUCAACAACUUGGUCUCUUGGGGGCGAGGUGCGGACGAUUCCGGCAACGCGGCUGUGGCAGGCGGAUUGGCAGGGGCGCUCUACAAGUCGGCGAGCAGGUCGUGGCAGCCAGUAGCCAAGUACUCUUCCGCCUCCGCGGUUUUCUUCACCGCCCUGGACUGGGGCACUCGCAGCGGCUACUUCUGACGCCGCAUAGUGCAGUUGGAGGGUGGAUGGGGUGGACAACUUUCUGUUCAGGAGGGGGCUCUGGCGUUCGGGCCGCUCCUCCUUGAUGUUGGCCAGAGCGCCCACCCGUGGCCGAGGCUCACCAUGGCCAGGAAAGCUCCGUGGUUCCUGCUUUGGCGUUUCCCGUGGUGCAGUCGGGGCGUCUUCCCCCUCCUCCUAUCCUCCUCGUCCUCAUCGUCUUCCUCCUCCCCGUCAGGGGUCUCCCUUCUCCCUACCCUGUCGCCUGCCACUGUUGCCAGGUAUGAGUCCGGGGCACCUGCUGCGCUAUUGCGCGGCCCUUCGCGCAACCGGUGCUGCCCGCUACCUGGCCGCUUGUGCCCUUCCCAUCCCCGAGUGCUGCCCGCUGCCGUCCGGCCCUUUUUGCAGCCACGAAGCCGUGGGGUGCCGGACCCAGGGAGGCUGCACGCGAGGCCGGCCUCGGCAGGAAACGG